AUGGAGUCCCGGGCCAAGUAUUUGGACGAGUUAAUUCUCGCUAUCAAAACCACUACCGAGGAGAAAGGGACAACAGGACUCUGUACUUCGCAGCCAUCACAGAGGGCAGAUCCGAAAGCUUGGAAGGUCGCCGACAUUCUAUUGAAGAAUCUCAACUGUACACAAAUAAGUAAUGAGAUAUUUUCAAAAUCUCUCGAGGCCCUAGACCUCCUGAUUCAAAAGAACACAGCAAUUCUACAUGACGCUGUAGACCUUCCCGAUCGAGCCAGCGGCGGAAAGGGUCUUUUCUGGUUCCUUACUAAUUUUUGGAAGAUAUCAUGUAUCCAGUGGAAGUCACCUGCAUACCAAUGGGCUAUAAAGCAAAGUGUUGGGCGUUGGUGCUCACUAUAUGCCACUGGACUGGGCUCUACCCUGAUAUCGGAUUUCAUUUUUGGCGAACUAUCAAGACUGGAGGGUCAGAUCACAGCUGUUUUCACACAUCCUCAGGAGGAAGCAACUGUUGUGGAGGCAUUAAAAGCGCUUUAUGUUCUAUGUGACUGGUGUAACAGCCGUACCUUGCAAGUUUGCGAUCCUCUGUUGAACACAAAUUUUGAAACAAAUAAAUGGGAUAACUAUUUUCAAAGGGUAAUGCGGAUUGUAUGUUACGUGUUGGACAACAUCACGCUGGAUAUCAGUAUUCUACAAGGGAUCCAAAUAAAAUUUCUGACCUUGAUCGUCAAUUACGCCCUUUCUCGCGGCACGAAAUUCAAUCGUCUGCGAAGAGUUAGUUGCUCCAACACAUCGCUUCGGUUUGCUAUAGAAGCAGUGUCCAGUUUCUUAAUUACUCACGCAGAGGAGCUGCAACCACAUAAUGACCAACCGCUUGCGAAGCUUUUAAUGCGUCUCUACCUCAUUAUUAUACCACGUUCAUCUUCGGUUGACUUAUUUUCCAAAACCAUGGCCUUAAGCAAACUUGCCGAAGUUGUUUCUCAUUCUCGCUUUGAAGACUUUGAUACCCAGCGGGCCGUUUUUUUGAUAUUAUUUGACAUGAAACGAAGAGAAGUUAAUGAGAGCGAUCUCAUGGACCAUGAGGGGCCCACUAUUGUUGUCCACAACAAUUAUCAAAAAUUGCAGUCUGCAGCUGUAAAACCUUUUCUUCGAAGUCGUCAGCUGGAGCGUUUGAGAAAAGCCAUACUACAAAACUCCAGUGGGGAAGAUUUAAAAGUGACUUCGUUUAAAUAUAGUGGGAUUGAUAUGCACACUGAUUUCAAGUCGAUUGACAUGGCUUAUGAUAGCUUAGAGGCGAGGAUCACUAAAUGGUUUGAACAAAAAAACUUUCAGGGCUUAGUUUAUGCUGUCCAUUUGUUGAGCAAGCUUUCUUGCUGUGAAAGUAGGUGUAUCAAGAAUUUGGCUGAUAUAUGGGGUCCUUGUGUUGAGUGUGACAAUACGUCGCCAAGUAACUUAAUACUCACCGGAACUAAUCGGACGACAGUAAUCACAAAAUGCAGAGCUUUUGGUAUAUUGUCGAGCCAUUUUUUGGCCAAUCCUGAAUUACUAGAUUUUGGUCAAACCCUCCUUGUUGCCAUCGUGCUAGGUUUACGGAAAAUAUUUGUUCAUUAUAGGCCAGCGUCACAAGAUGGUUUACCUUUUACACCUGGGGCCUUCGAUUUUUUCAAGUGCGUACUGAACACUUCUGAUAGAUAUCUUCGAAUUGUCGCAGUGCCCUUGAUGUCUUUUUGGGGCUACUCUGCCGUAAAUGACUUUGGAGACAGCCAGACAACUUUAUUGAUCGAAUUUUUACAAACUCCUGGCGUCCAAUGCUUUACUGAGACCCUCCUCAUGUCGUGGGUACAACUGACAAUCUCGUCCUCAGGUGAUAGCUUUGACCCAUUGCUUGUCAAACUGAUUGACAUUUUCAAUUCCACAAACGCCGCUGAGCGUUUCAUGAUGACGCAUCAACUACGUUACAUUGCAUGGCUUAAAAAUAUUACACCAUAUCGACUUUUGUCGCCAGUUUUGCCAUCCAUUCUAAAAGAGCUUGGCAAGAACCUCAAAAAACGAAGACAGUCUUUUCAAAGACUGACUGAUUUUGUGGGGUAUCCACCGAAAACUAUACUCGAAAACUACCAAAAGUACAUUGUUCCCUAUGCUAUCACACAAUACAAGGGCGAUAUUGUCACUGAAAUCUCCACCAUAAUGUGUGAUAACGAAGAGGGUGAGAUGUCAGCAAAGAAAGACGAAUUACUACGGAGAAAUAGCCGUCAAAUUUUUGCUGUCGCGCUCGUCAAGCAUGGUUUUUUUGCUGUUGAUACAAUAGAGUCACUUUUCAUCAAUUGCCUUCCGACAUUUGAAAGAUCAUUUGUUUCUGCUUAUCUGCCCGAUUACAAGACACUUGCAGAAGUACUCAAACUGUACAAGAAUCAUGAUAAUGAUUCUUCCUCAAAGGGUGAAAAUGAAAACAUGGUGCUAUGUGCCUUGAGGUUCUUGUUUAUGCGGCUAGAAGCAGAAAAGCGCCGUUCUUCGAAAAUAAAGCUGCUGACCGAGUGGUCUGAAGGUCAGGAGUCCAGCUUUCAAAGGAGGUUGACUGAAAACAUUCUAGGUGUUUUCCAAGUUUUUUCCAGCGACAUGCACGAUAUUGAAGGACGUACUACGUACUUCGAGAAACAAAGGGUUAUCAAUGGUAUCCACUUUCUUCUCAUACAUGCCUCCUCUGAGUGUUUGAUUUCGGCUCUGGCUCAAAUCAGUAUUUGUUUACAGAGUGGACAAGAAGCCCCAGAGCUUCAGGACAGUAGUUUGAAAUGUUGGUCCGGCUUAAUCAAAAGACUUAACCAAGAACAGCUGUCUACUGUUGUCGACAGUUUUGUACCUUUCAUACUCCAGAACUGGUCAUCCUUCAACCGCAAAACCGCGACGACUGCUAAUGAAAUCAUUACAUCACUCAUAAAUGAAAAAAGAGAGCUGGUUUUGAAUUCUAAGCCUUAUAUCACGAUGGCCCUUGUUAAUAUGACAGGGUCAAAGAUACUUGAGCAAAAUAGAACUUUUGCAAGAUUAGUGAACAGGGUACUUUACACCACUGAUUGGUUUUCGGAGUAUGCCUACAAUUUGGGAAGCAAAAACAUUUAUUUAAUUCGUCAAGUUCUCCGCGACGUAGAGGUAUUAUUGCAAAAAAAGCAGCUAGAUGGCUCGGCUAUUUCUCACCGACCACAUUCAGAUAUUUCCACUUUAUUAGGUGGGCUACUGGAUACCUCUUAUAGAUUUAGAGGCGAAGAUGUUAAGCUAUGUCAGAAGUGUACUAGGAUAAUCGGUAUGAUUGGCGUCCUAGAUACUACCAAAAAUCAAUUACCAAGGUUACCAGCGCAGAUGCGGGAAGUUUACGACUUUGGUGACCACUCACAGACUGUCAGAUUUCUCAUCAACACAGUCAAUGAUGUUUUGGUACCAGCAUUUUGGGAAAGCGAGAACCCCACAAAGCAAUUGUUCGUUGCCUUGGUUAUGCAGGAAUCCCUAAAAUAUUGUCGAUUGGACUCAUCAGCGUGGGAUAUUCAAAAACCUGACUUGUAUCCCAGUGAAGCACGAUUGUGGGCGAGAUUUGAUGAUACCGCAAAAACAACUCUUCACCCUUUAAGAUCCUCUUUGUACAUGGCACAGUCUUGGAAGGAAUACACUCCAAUGGCAUAUCCGUCCUUUAAUCCAAAGCAAAGCUUCAAAACUUGGUUAAAAAAUUUGACAUUAGACCUUCUCAAAACAAGCACGGAUGAGUACCAUCCACUUCAUGUCUUUUCGUCACUGAUUAGGGAGGACGAUGGGUUCAUGUCCGAAAAUUUACUUCCGUAUAUUGUGGUUGAUAUCUUGAUCAAAGCUGACGAACGCACGACCUAUGCCGAUUUGGCAAAUAACAUCAAGGUUGAGUUUAUCUACAUCUUUGAGUAUGAUGCAUCUACUCUGAACCACCAUCAGAUUGACGCGAUCAAGCUGUGUUAUGAAACUGUGUUCAAAGUUUUAGAAUACUGUAAGAAGUGGGUAACCCACUUCAAGCAAAGCUACAGCAGAAAGCAUGGAACAUUCAUAAUUCGAGAGCAGAAGUACUUGAAAAUGAUUCAGAGGUUGCAGGACUUUUUUGAAAUGAAUCCUUUUGGGUUGAUGGCGGAAAAAUCCCUGGAGACAGACUCCUUUGAAAGGUCUGCCUUUUUCUUGGAGCAGUCUUACCGGAUGAAGGAUACAAGAUACUUUGGAAACGACAAGCUGUUACCAUAUCUACAAACCACGUAUGCCGAGAUCGGGGACAUAGACGCGGUAGAGGGGGUUCUGAAGGUCUUUUCUACGGGUAGCGUCGCCUCAAAAAUUGAAGAGCUUCAGUACUCACACAACUGGGGGAUGGCACAGCAAUGCUUUGAAGCGCUGGGCCAAAUAACUGGGCCUGACACCAACUAUGAGCAUCUAAGGACUUCUGGGAAUACCAAAAUGCUAAAAUCCAUGUAUACCCAUCAGCAGUAUGACCAGGUACUAACUAAACUGGUGUCCCUAGUGCCAAGGGGACGCUUUUCUGUAGACAUGCUUCCUGUAGAGUGGAUUAGCAUGGGUAUAGAAUGUGCGUAUCUCGACGGUCACUUGAGUGAGCUAACAAGGUGGAUUGAAAUAGUAGAGAGUAUGCAAUCAACAAACGAUCCAAUGGUCCUUCUGCACUAUAAUUUUGGCAAACUCAUGGUUGCCUUAUCUAUUGAUGAGAAAAAUAAGGCACUGGUUUAUGGUCGCCGCUGUGAAAAAUUGAUUGGUACAAAGUUUCUAACUAGAUCCACAAACACAACCCUUCUGAAGGCUCGGGAUCUCUUUAUGCGUUUGCAUGCUGUGAGGGACCUUUUUCUUCUGGGGGAUGAGUCACUCUCAUAUCAGGAUAAUGGGGGCAACGAAAUAGUAACAAGUCGAUUAGAAAAUGUUGGUGCUGAUUUUGAGCCGCGCCACUUUCUUCUAUCUAUCCAAAAGUCCUUUAAUCUGCUGAAAAGUGGAGGCGAGGGUAGCUCGAUACUGGCGAAAAAUUACUACCAAAUUGCCCAAAAUGCUAGAAUGAAUUCGAGGCCCGACUUAGCAAGCAGUGCUCUCAUCCACGCCUUGAUUAACGAAUAUCCUUCAGCUGAUCUCGAAUACGCGGAAAUACUAUGGAAUCAGGGCGAGAACGAUAAAGCCAUCAAACUGGUAGCCGAAAUUCAUCAGAAAAUGGAAAAAGAUGGAGGGUACAACUCUCGUGAACGUGCUAAUGUUUAUUUGAAAUAUACGGAAUGGCUAGACCUGUCUAACAACUCAAUAUCGGAUCAAAUCAUCAGACAGUAUAAUGACACUAUCAUGAUUGAUCCGCAUUGGAGUGAACCGUACUACUCACUUGGCUUGUACUUCAGUCGAUUAUUGGAAAGACGGAGUUCAGAGGGCUACUUGUCAAACGGGCGGUUUGAAAGCAAGUCGAUACAUUUUUUCCUACUAUCAUUCGAAAAGGAUACGUCGCGCACGCGAGAAGCACUUCCAAAAGUGAUGACAUUUUGGUUAAACACAACUAAUUUGUAUCUGACCGAGACCCAUGCUUCUAGAAAAGAAAGUUUGAAAAAAUCUUCUGAUGAGAUUUGCAAGGAUAUUGAGACUGCCAUGAAACAUUGUCCCAUUUACAUUUGGUAUAUGGUGUUAACACAAAUUUUGUCGCGCCUGCUGCAUGCCCAUAAACCCUCGAUGCAGCUCUUGAUGGACAUCCUACUUAGUCUGGCAACCGAAUAUCCUUCUCAUAUUCUGUGGUACAUAUCGGUACUGAUAAACUCAUCAUCUGCAACACGAGCGUCAGCCGGAAGACAGAUUGCUGAGCAGCUCAUCCGCCAGUCUCCCACGUCUACAAAAAUCAAAGAGUACUCUGACGGGCUUGUCAAGAAUUUAACUAACGUUUGCAUGAAAGAAGUAAAGUCGACAGGUAGUAGGUCUGGAAGAUCACUCGAUAAAGACUUUGAUUUCAAUCUUAAGUUGGCGCCUUGUUCCAUGGCAGUUCCAGUUAGUGCCAAUUUGGAAUUGCUUGCUCCCUCAACUUCUCAGGGCCUUUCAAAUAUUCAGCCUUUCAGGAACCUCAUCUCAAUUGCAAAGAUCAGCUCCUCGUACAAAACCUUUUCUUCUCUCAAAAAGCCCAAGAAGCUCAAUUUUAUAGGCUCUGACGGGAGGAUUUAUGGUAUUAUGUGCAAAAAAGAAGACGUUAGACAGGAUAAUCAGUAUAUGCAAUUUUCCACAACAAUGGAUUUCCUCUUGAGCAAAGAUUUGGAUUCGAGGAAAAGGGGCCUAGGAAUUACUACUUAUGCAGUUGUAUCGCUGCGGGAAGAUUGUGGCUUGAUUGAAAUCGUUCCUAAUGUGACAACUUUGAGGUCAAUUCUGGUGACAAAAUAUGAUAGCAUGAAAAUAAAGUACAGUUUGAAGGCAUUGCAUGAUAAAUGGCAAUCGCUCUCACCGGAGCAAAAGCUGGGAUUUUUCGAGGACCUACUUUCUAAAUUUCCUCCAGUAUUAUACGAAUGGUUUCUGGAGACUUUUCCUGAUGCAAUCACCUGGUACAAAUCAAGAAACGUUUUCUCUCGGUCAUACGCUGUCAUGGCAAUGGUCGGCCACAUUCUAGGAUUAGGAGACAGACAUUGCGAGAACAUUCUCUUGGAUAUGGAAACCGGAAAAGUGUUACAUGUUGAUUUCGACUGUUUGUUUGAAAAAGGCAAAAGGUUGCCAAUUCCAGAAAUUGUACCAUUUAGACUGACACAUAACCUAGAGGAUGCUUUAGGUAUAUCAGGAACUGAGGGAACUUUCAGGAAGUCAAGCCAAGUGACGUUAAAGUUGAUGCGCGAUAAUGAGGUGGCAUUAGUAAACAUCAUUGAAACUAUCAUGUACGACAGAAACAUGGAUCAUUCUCUUCACAAAGCUCUUAAAGUGCUUCGCAACAAAAUAAGAGGUAUCGACUCUCGCGAUGGGCUCCUCUUAAGUGUUGCAGGUCAGGUAGAGACAGUCACACAAGAAUCAACAUCCAAGGAAAACUUAAGUAAGAUGUACAUCGGAUGGCUUCCUUUCUGGUAA
Lachancea dasiensis is the source of this 7053-nucleotide messenger RNA. Lineage: Eukaryota; Fungi; Ascomycota; Saccharomycetes; Saccharomycetales; Saccharomycetaceae. The record is from the annotation of a GenBank genome assembly.